UGCCGCCAGGGGGAGACCCGGGGCGAGGCGACGCGCUCCGCGGGAGGACGGCCGAGGAGGCGGGGUUUCUGCUCCGCUUCCGCAACUUGCGAACGGAACGCUCGACUCUGAUUGGCUGUUGUCACUCACGUUCCCGCCAAGUUUGAGCGCGUAAAUAUGCGUACAGCUCGUCACCAUUUUGGAUAAAAAAUGAGUGGUCUAAAUUCUCAGAAUGACAAUGAAUUAACUUUCCUCUGAACAAUUGUUUCAAGGUAGCAUUUGCUGUUUUCAAACUGCUAGCAAGAUUUGAAUGGAGCCUCACUUGACCGUUCCCACCCGCUACCCUCGCGUCCCUGACUGAAGCCACGCCCCUCCCUCACUCACCAACGUGAAUCGUUACAUGCGUUUUGUCUCUGGAGGUGUCCAAUUUCUUCUGUAACUUUUCUUGCUAACCAGGGAGGGGGGACAAUCCAAAAAGUCUGACCGAGCGCGAGGCUGCCGCGUGCGCCCGCUGUGUGCAAAUGAUAGACAGACCAUCUGGCCGUGCCACCAGUCUCUCACUGGCAGUUCUUGUUGUGCCAUGACAAGUUCUCAAAUAAUCAUUCAAAUUAGAGUCAGAGAGGGAAGACGUGUCAGAACAUAUUUGACAAAAAGUGUUGGGUUUUUUUUGUUAAACUGCAAACCUGAAUCAUCCUAGGCUAUUAGUACAUUUUGAAAAGAUCUGUAGUUCAUCAUUUGUGGGAAAUGAUCCAAUUUCACUUUCGUCUUCCCAAAACGAUUGACUAGAAAUAACGCAUCGUCGUUCAUCAACCUAUCUAUGCCGGCAACACGUAGUGACAAGCAGAACAAUGAAACGCUCUCCCGCUAGCUUGCGCGAGGUAGGCUACAUAUUGCGAUGGACUUUGUGGUUUGGUGGCGGGAUGUGAGAUUUUCUCUUCCGACGCCAAAUCUGCCGCCUGGCUCAAGAAAGGUCGGCCGACGAUGAUUCAGAACUGAGUCGUGCACACCAUGAAAGGCUUAGCAAGAUGUGAAACCUGCAAAAUAGGUUGACUUGCUCCCAACUCCCAAAUGGCUGCGAAUGAAGUUCAAUGGCGAGUCGACUCACACGCACACACGUCAGCCGCCGUUUCAUUGGCAGACAGAACAGGACGUCACACGCGUCGCGUGCGCGUCUGUGUGAACAUGAGUUGCGCCGGCCGGCGAGAAGCGCGUGCGCGCGUGUUUCAAAAUGGCCCCCGGCUGCCAGCAAGCGCGUUCUCCCAAUCGGCGGUGGUCCUCGCUGCUGCAAUGCGAUUGUGUCCACCAGGGGGCGGGCAAACCUCGCUCAGCGCUCAGAAGAUUGGCAAAUGCGAACAAAAGACUUUCUAAUUGUGUGGUUAUUCUAAUCUGUUGUUGUUUUCAUUGACUGAAUCACGUGAUGACCACCAAAUUGUUAGUGGCCAUUUGAAAGGGAAAUUCAAACAGUUCUGAUGAUCAACCUUGGCAUAUCGAUGAUUUAUUGCAAUCCGAAAGUGCAGUUUCUGAAAUCGUUCCCAAAUUGCUUACUUUCACUUCCUUUUCCAACUUCCUUCAUUAAAACUUGCCGAACUCAGUCACUAUUUUCCUUCAACUUGUCAUGAGAAAGAUAGAUAGCUUUCGGUAAUAUAGGUAGAGUGAAUUAUUCCUUUCUAAUCCCAAUUUAAAUUGUAUUGCACAAAGUUGUAAUGCACAAAGCAAGUUGUUGCGAUCCUGGUCUUGUCUGGCGACAUUUUCAGUCAGCAAGUUUGGUUUUUGUUUCUUAACCUGUAAAAGGAGCACGUGAUGAAUGCAGGACGUCAGCGUCGACGAUCAGCGGGCGAGAAAACGGAUGGAUGCGUUAGCGCCCCCCAGCGGUCGGUUGCUUGUUGUCAGCAGCAGUGACGUCACAUUGAGCGAGAGAGAGAGAGAGAGAGCGGAAAAGAGCGAGUCGCCUAUCAGCUGCUCGCAGGAGCACAGCGGCCACGCAGAUAAAAGGAGAAAGGAGGGAAAGGAAGACGACUCCGCCCCCUCCCCCGCGCACCGGCACCGGCACCGUCAGCGUCAUCCUCCGCUUACCGAUGGGCGCUCGUCGCGCAGCUUCCUGAGAGAGCUGCCACAUGUCGUGGCGUCGUCGCCCAUGAAGACGACGUGGUACUGCCCCCCGGAGCAGUCGACAGUGGUGGAGGAGGAAGAAGACGGAAUGAUCUACACGGUGGUCCUCAAACAAGCGGCCGGCUCUCCCACCACGGCCGGCGCGUCCCGCUGCCGGCUGGCGAAGGCGGGCACGGAGGACAAGUUGGCGCUGCACCUGCUGCGCGCCUUCGCGCUGGGCGACGCCUCCUUCGUCAGCAUCUUCCUCGCCACGUAUCGCUCCUUCAGCUCCACGCAGAGAGUGCUGGACGUCCUCGCCGACAGGUUGGAGCGGCCGCCCGGCGACGGCGACCGGAGCCGGCGCGGGAAAUCGUUCGACAGAGCGGCGUGCUCGGUAUUUAGCGCCUGGCUGUCCGAGUACCCCGAAGACUUCGGGCGCCUGAAGGAUCCUUCGCGGCUCCUGCGACUGGCGCCGCUUCUCCCUCGAGACUCGCCGUCCGCCGCCGACCUUCGCGCUCGAGUCCUCCGCGUGGCCGAGGAGCUCAGCGAGAAAGCCCUGCUGCCCGACGCGUACCGAGACGCGAACAUCUCCGGCGGCCCGAGCGCGGACGCACGCGAGUUCGAGGCCACCGCCGUCCUGGGCUUCCCGUCGGCCGUCGUCGCCGAGCAGCUCACCCGCAUCGAGACGGAUCUGUUUGUGCGCGUGGUCCCCUACGACUGCCUGGGCUGCGUGUGGUCCCAGCGCGACAAGAAAGGUCACGAGGGCGCGUGCGGCUCGGUGCGGGCCACGGUCCGCCAGUUCAACCGUCUGGCUAACGCCGUGCUGGCGUCGUGCCUGGGGAGCGCCGCGCUGCGCGGGCAGCAGCGCGCCAAGCUCCUGGAGAAGUGGAUCGGCGUCGCCCAGGCGUGUCGCGCCAGGAAGAACUUCUCCUCGCUGUACGCCAUCGUGUCGGCCCUGCAGAGCAACCCCAUCCACCGCCUGAGGAGGACCUGGCAGGACACCGACAGGGAGGCGACGAGGAGGUUCGAGGAACUGCGCGAGAUCUUCUCAGACAAGGACAACUACUCGCAAAGCCGAGAGCUGCUGAAGGAGGAAGGAACUUCCAAGUGCGCCAACCUGGACGACAAGCACACGAGCGCGUGGAGCGUCGGCGCGCAGGGCACGGUUCCGUACCUGGGCCUGUUCCUGACCGACCUGACCAUGCUGGACGCGGCCGUCAAAGACCGUCUGGAGAACGGCUACGUCAACUUCGACAAGAGGCGACGGGAAUUUGAGGUUUUGGCUCAAAUCCGACUGCUGCAGUCGUCGUGCAAAAACUGCGCGCUGGUCCCGGACGAGACCUUCCUGCGUUGGUACCGCGGCGUACCCACGCUGACCCAGGAGCAAAGUUACAGCCUGUCCAACGAGAUCGAAGCACCUUGCGACGUGGCGCCGGCCCCCCGCGGCGGCGGCCCCCCGACGGUCGUCAUCACGCAGUGUCCCGAUUUGGGCGGUUCGGCGAGCGGCCCGCCGUCGGACGCGGACGCGCCCUUCGACUUCUCGUCGCCCGUCAACAACCUGCUCUCCAAACUCACCAAGCACAUGCGAUCUCCGUCGGUGUCGUGUCUGGACGUGGACACGUCGCCGCCGCCGCCGCCCGUCGACGGCUCUCCGGCUCCCGGGACGCCGCCCAAAUCCCACCGCCGCUCCGCCUCCUGCGGCAACAACCCCCCCCCCGCCCUCGCCGCCGCCGGCGGGUGUCGGAGUUCGGGCCCCGACAUGCGCAUCAUCAGGAUCCGCAUGGACCUGCACGACGGCAACUUGUACCGCAGCAUCCUGGUGACCAGCGACGACAAGACGCCGGCCGCCAUCGGCUCGGCCCUGGAGAAACACAAUCAGGACCCCGCGCAGGCGUCCGCGUACGAGCUGCUCCAACUUCUGCCUGAAGGAAAAGAGUUGCUGAUCCCGGCCACGGGAAACGUUUUCUACGCCAUGACGUCGUCCAGCGUGGACUUCCUGUUGCAACGGAAAGCCGGCGACGCGUCGCUCGGGUCGCCGGCCGUCGGCCAAUCGGAGAGCGGCGCCGCCGCCACGUAUCCUCGAAUCAAAGCCAAGGGAAGGAGAUUGGCCCGAAAUCUCUUUUGAAAGAAACAAAGCAAACUCCGGACGGCGCCGUCUUUGAAUUUGGGAUUUUCAUUUGGCUUGAGAGGAAAGUCGUUUUCCUCCACCGUUUUAUUGGAACUCCUUCAUAUUAUCAAUGAAAUUGAGUUUAUUUUUCUUUUAAAAAAAUUGUGAACAAUAUAUUUUACAGCUUCUACCAAAUAUAUUUUAUUUCAUCAUUCUUAUUUGAUUUUUGUGUUAUUUACUCUGGAUGUUUUUAUCUUGUUUUUUUAUUAUUCUAUACCUCCUAGCAACCUGUAUUUUGUAUAAUUUAAUUGUGCAUCUUUUUUUAAUUUCCUGUUUUAAUUUAUUGAACUUUUUUUUGGGGGGGUGGCGAAGUGUUUUCCCAAGGCAGCCGUGGAAUACAAUUGUUUUGUUUGUUUUGGAACGUGUUGGAAACGGCAACAUUUUCCCUCCUGCUGGGAAUCGGUCUUCAAGUCUUCCCAUCAUCGUCAUCAUCAGCAUCAUCAUCAUCAUCAUCAGCAGCUGCGCUGGAGAAAAAAAUGAACGUUUUGAUUUGGGCUGCCGGUCGCGAAGGUUUUUGUGAGGAAAAGGCCGAACGCCUCCGGAAUACGUCGGCAAAAACGUCCACGCCGACCGCGACGACGCCGCCGCUCGUCCGAGCGUCUCGUCGCCGCUAACUCAAUCGUCAAUUUCACACGGAAAUUCCUGGCGAGCGCUUUCGUUUCAAUUUCAUCUCCAGCUCAGAUUUGAUUCGAUCCCUUUCACUUCCGCCUUCCAAGAAAUUCCUUUUGGUGACAAGUUGGCGCUGCCAAAUAAAAAUAAUCCAUCUCCAAUCGUUUUGGGGAUUUUUAAAUCUUUGAUUUGGGGAUUUUUUUUUCGUGGACCUCCAUUUUUUUUUGUUUUUCUGCACGUGUCUCCAAAUGUGUUAGUUUUUUGAUGUAUCACGAAGAUUUUUUUUUUUUUUUUUUUUUUGGCCAUAUCCAAAUCAUUAUCUCUAACUUUUGUGACCUGAAAACGUUUUUUUUUUUUUUUUUUUUUUUAUCCUUAUCCUGAAGAUUUUUGGGGUUUUGAUGGCGUUUUAAAUAUCCAAUUAUCACGUGCGCUGAAGUCGUCGAGGCAAAACGGAACUUUUUCCAUCGUGUCUCAACGCGCUCUGUGAAAUGUCCAAGUCGAAGUCCCACCGGGACCGGCGGAGGUCUCGCGCGCGCUCGGCGCCGCUGAAGCGUCCCGGUCGGCCGAGGAGCGAAUUCCGAUCAUUCUGAUACGAUGGAAGCUAAAUGACGUACGCUAGCUCUGCUAGCCAUGCUUUUCUUUGUGCCUUCCUCAACGAGGUGCCCACCACCUCCGCCCGCGUGGAAAUAUUGCCAAUAAAUGUCCUAUUUUUGUACACGCCAAAUGUACUUUCUACCACAGCGGAACAUUUUGGACGCCGCCCAUUAAAAGAACAUCUGCCAACAACGCUUGUCGUCGUCUUUGCAAGAAAAAGGCUGUUGUGUUUUCAUGUGAAGAGCUUUGGAUUAUUGCCUGUAGAAAUAAAGUCAAAAUGAAAAGAAA
This is a messenger RNA of Phycodurus eques (leafy seadragon), 5725 nucleotides long. It is a transcript of the gene rgl2, whose product is annotated as ral guanine nucleotide dissociation stimulator-like 2. The coding region runs from base 1784 to 4192 and encodes 802 amino acids. NCBI's taxonomy places the organism in Eukaryota, Metazoa, Chordata, Actinopteri, Syngnathiformes, Syngnathidae. Gene Ontology annotation, cellular component: plasma membrane. The transcript is spliced from 19 exons. Gene Ontology annotation, biological process: Ras protein signal transduction; positive regulation of GTPase activity. Gene Ontology annotation, molecular function: protein binding; guanyl-nucleotide exchange factor activity. The record is from RefSeq and is a predicted model, not a curated record.